CAGAACCUCUCGAACUGGGUCCUGACUUGAGCGAAACGCUUCUUCUUCGGAACCUGUGCCGUGUGCGGUUGUUUGGGUCGACAUGGCGAUGAUGUGCAGGCAGAUCAUCGGCGCCGGGUCCAGCGCUGCGGGCUGGGUCGGACUGAUCGUCGCGACCGCCACCAACGACUGGGUCCGAACCUGCGACUUCAGCGUGUCCACGUGCGUGCGCUUGGACGAGCUGGGUUCCCGCGGACUCUGGGUCGAGUGCGUCAACAACCCCGCGAUGAUGCACUGCGUCCCGCUCAACCCGGUUCUCAAUCUGCCCGGUGAGUCCAGCAGCGACCCGAGUCCCGAACCGAGAGUCAGUCCGCCGACCCGGGCGCGCGCGAGAGAGUCAGCGUGUGCGUGUGUGUGUGUCUUGACAAAGCACUGUCCUUGUGAGGACAGCCUCAGUUUGAGGGUGAGAACCCCCAAAUACCUGGGUCUCGGACUGGUUCCCAGUCCUGGUUCAGGGGCCUGGGGAGAGGGCGAUGGCCUGGAGAGGUCCCCACUAAGACAGACGCUUGUGUGUGUUCCAGCCUACAUGCAGACCGCGCGGGCGCUGAUGGUCAUCGCGUGUCUCCUGGGGCUGGCGGCCAUGUUGCUGGUCCUGCUGUCACUCACCUGCAUCCGGCUCCAGAACGACACCGCUGUCAUCAAGCACCGGCGCGCUCUGGCGGGCGGGGUCCUCUUCCUGGUGAUGGCCCUGUGCGGGAUCAUCUCCACCGUCUGGUUCCCGGUGGGAGCCCACCAGAGCGGGGGUCUGAUGUCCUUCGGCUUCUCGCUGUACGCGGGCUGGGUGGGCUCGGCGCUGUGCCUGCUGGGCGGCCUGACCCUCCUGCUCUGCAGGGUCAUCAUGGCCGGGCCGCCCGACCGUGACAACAGCUUCUACUACUCCAGGCAGGGCGGGACCGCCGUGCCACUGGACGGUCCCGGCCACGGCAAGAGCGCCCGCGUGUGACGGCCCGCCAGACCCUGUCUCACCUGUGCUGGGUCUCAGACUUGGACCCUCACCUGAGUCCGGGCCCUUGAUGAUGCCUCGUCUGCUUCUGGUGUCCGAAUAAAA
Molecule: messenger RNA, 1087 nt
Organism: Synchiropus splendidus (mandarinfish)
Lineage: Eukaryota; Metazoa; Chordata; Actinopteri; Syngnathiformes; Callionymidae
Product: claudin-11-like
Exons: 2
Coding region: 83-982 (299 amino acids)
Biological process (GO): cell adhesion; bicellular tight junction assembly
Cellular component (GO): bicellular tight junction; plasma membrane
Molecular function (GO): structural molecule activity
Source: RefSeq, a predicted model, not a curated record